Molecule: messenger RNA, 2694 nt
Organism: Zingiber officinale
Lineage: Eukaryota; Viridiplantae; Streptophyta; Magnoliopsida; Zingiberales; Zingiberaceae
Exons: 11
Coding region: 77-2611 (844 amino acids)
Source: RefSeq, a predicted model, not a curated record
ACUGCUUUCUUUUUAAUUAAUUAAUGCGAAAAUGGCGGAGUUCCAAUUCCGAUCGAUACGAAGCUGCCGUAACUGAAUGCUCCUGCUCCAAAUCCCCGCUCUUGCCUCUCCGUCUUCUCCUCUCCGCUCUCGUCCUCUCUCCGCCCACCGCCGCACCCGCCCGUCGCGCCUCCUCCAUCAACGCAGCCCUUUCACGGUCGUCGUCGGCUCCGCCGGUGACAGCGGCGGGGAUGGAGGCGGAGGGCCUGGUGGCGACUGGUGGAAGAUCACUGGCCUCGAUCGAGAUGCGGUGCGAGAGGGCUUCCGGUCGUGGCUACUCAAAGCGCGGACGGUGCUCACCGAGGUCGCGACGCCUAUCGUGAAGCGCGGGUUGGGCGCGGACCCUGCCUCUGUGGGGGAGCCCGAGAACGUGGCUGUCGAGGAGGAGUUACUCGUGCCUCCCGAGAUGACGGUGGAGAGGAGGACGCCGAGCGGCUUCCUCUCGUUAGCUGCUGCUGUCUCCAUUGAGCAAUUUGGGAGGAUGAAUGGUUUGACUGGGUGGAAGAUGCAAAAGAUAUUUGAAUCUCUUGCGCCAGAGGCCAUCCGGAAUGAUGCUAGAAGUUUGGUGGAGUAUUGCUGCUUUAGGUACUUGUCGCGAGACAGCUCUGAUUUCCAUCCUAACUUGAAGGAAGCCAUAUUUCAGAGGCUUAUUUUUGUUACUAUGCUUGCCUGGGAGCAACCAUGUACUAGGGACAACUAUUCAUUCUCGUUUCAGGAGAACACUUUUUUCCAGGGUCGAGUAGUUGGAGAAGAGGCUUUUGUUCGAAUAGCUCCAGCUGUUGCAGGUGUGGCUGAUGUAUCAACGGCACAUCACCUGUUCAAGGCUCUGAUAGGAGACAAACAGGGCCUUUCAUUGAGCUUGUGGAUUGCAUACCUUGCUGAGCUGUUGAAGGUCCAUGAGGGAAGACAAUCAUAUGGAAAUAAAAAUAAUAUUUUUCCUUAUGAGGAACUUGUGUGCAAAGGUUCAAGUAGGAAGCAACCUGUUCUAAAAUGGGAAGAUAACAUUGCAUGGCCUGGAAACCUGAUGUUAACGGACAGAGCACUUUAUUUUGAGGCAAUUGGACUUACAGGUAUUAAAAAAUCUAUGAGAUUGGAUCUCACAAGUUGUGGUACACGGGCUGAGAAAACAAAAGUCGGACCAUUUGCUGCCAAACUAUUUGAUUCUGCUAUAUCUGUCUCUUCUGGUCUCAACUCGGAGACUUGGAUUCUGGAGUUUGUUGAUUUUGGUAGUGAAAUGAGGCGAGACUUUUGGCUUGCUUUUAUAACUGAGAUUAUAUCAUUAUAUGAUUUCGUACGUGAAUAUGGUCCAAGUGCUGAUGAUCCAUCAAUCCAUGAUGUGUAUGGUGCUCACAAAGGAAAGCAAAGAGCUAUUAGAAGUGCAGUUAACAGUAUUGCAAGGUUACAGUCCCUUCAAUUCAUUAGGAAAUUUUCAGAAGAUCCAGCGAAAUUGGUUCAGUUCUCUUAUUUGUGGAAUGUGCCCUUCGGGGAUGUUGUUUUUCAGACUCUAGCUGUAAGUUUUUGGGGCGGGCCACUUAAAACAAAAUUUAGGCAAACAAAUGAUCAACCCGUCCAAUGGAUUCGAUCUGUUGACGACCUUUCAGGCAGCAGUGCUCAUGUGUUUGACAUAGAUGGAAGUGUCUACUUGCGCAAGUGGAUGAAAUCUACUAGUUGGUCGUCAAGCUUGUCCAUCACCUUCUGGAAGAAUUGCUUAAUUAAACAUGGAAUUGUGUUGGCUAAAAACAUGGUUGUGGCUGAACUUAGUCUUGUAGAAAGAGCAGCUUUGACAUGUAAAGAGAAGAGUCAAAUAAUGGAGAAGACUCAAGCAACAAUUGAUGCCGCUAUGAUAGAAGGGAUCCCAAGCAAUAUCGAUCUUUUCAAGGAGCUUAUUCUUCCCUUGGUGGCCAUUGGUAAAAAUUUCGACAAACUUAGGCAUUGGGAGAAACCACAUCUGACUGUAUCUUUCCUCAUCUUUGUCUACUUCAUUAUUUUCAGAGAUCUCCUGCGCUAUGUAUUCCCUGCAACACUAAUAGUUAUGGCCACCGGCAUGCUACUACUCAAGAGGCUCAAAGAACAAGGUCGCUUGGGGAGAACUUUUGGUCGAGUUGUCGUACGAGACCAACCACCCUCCAAUACAAUUCAGAAAAUUCUCGCCCUCAAGGAAGCCAUGACAUACAUGGAGAAUUAUCUUCAAAAUGUAAAUGUUGUUCUCCUAAAGAUCAGGGCUAUUAUGCUAUCCGUUCAACCCGAGGCAACCUCCGAAGUCGCCCUUGUGUUACUUGCUGCGGCGACUUUUCUCAUUGUGAUGCCAUUCAAGUACGUUUCUGCACUCUUAAUCUUCGAUCUAUUCACUCGAGAGCUGGAAUUCCGAAGGGAGACAGUGAGGAAGUUCAGAAGCUUUGUUCGAGAUCGAUGGGGUGCUAUUCACGCUGCUCCUGUCGUGGUACUGCCUUACGAGAAUCCUGAAACCGUCUCUUCAGGAGGCGGCACCGACACCGAUCCAGAGAUCUCUAUGUCCGAAAAGGUAUUAGGAAGUGGAAGAAGCCCUACUAAAUCUAAGAUUAGAUUGGAAUGAUUAGAUUUCAUGUCCACAACUUUAUAAAGCAGGAACCAUGAAACUUUCAAAUCUGAAUAACAAGGUCAGAUGAUAGAAUGAAA